Molecule: messenger RNA, 9540 nt
Organism: Eleginops maclovinus (Patagonian blennie)
Lineage: Eukaryota; Metazoa; Chordata; Actinopteri; Perciformes; Eleginopidae
Gene: larp4b
Product: La ribonucleoprotein 4B
Biological process (GO): positive regulation of translation
Cellular component (GO): cytosol; cytoplasmic stress granule
Molecular function (GO): mRNA 3'-UTR binding
Source: RefSeq, a predicted model, not a curated record
CUCUCUACGGACUGUCUGAUCGAUCGGAAGCUUUGAGACGAGCAUCGCUUUAUUCCUCGCUUUCAGGAUAUUUCUUCACAGUUUAUUUUGACUUCCCCUUUUCCCCAAAACAUCCUGCUGUUUAAUCGUGAGGAAUUUAAUCCCCGGCUUCAGAUUUAUCACCUGCACAAAAGUUGAUAAGGAAAGCUAGUUAGCCUCCUAGCUAACUCUUAGCUAGCCUCAAAGCUAACUAGCUGUGGUCGGAGAACAUUUUUGCAUUUAAGGGGGGGGCAUCUUUUUUUUUGUCAGUGCACUUGUACCUAGUCGUGGUGUUAUCAUCCUGACAUUUGAAGUGUAUUUGUGGGGAGGUUUAGAGCUGGUAAGCCGGUUGCUUCCUAGCUAGCGUGCUCGAUAUAGCCUGCUAGCUUUAAUACCCUGCGUAUUUAGCCUGGAAGCUAACUGAAGGCCGCAGUCCACAAUCAGCUGCUACUACCUCCAUCAGAGUGUUUGCACUGCCGUGCAGAGUUGACAGCUUACUUGGUGACGCAGAGACUUCUCCCUGAGGAGCCAAGAAGCAGACGGCUCAUGACUUCUGACCAGGACACGAAAGUUGUAGCUGAACCACAGGUGCAGCAAGUACAAGAGGCAAAAGAGAAUUCUCAUUUGGAAUCACCCAAGGUUUCAGACCUGAACCCCAAUGCGAAAGCAUGGGCCAACCACAUGUUUAGCCUGGACCCCAGCGGGAGCGCCGACACCACAACUGCUGCCCUGCAGCCAUGGAAGGAGGGCUGCGAUAGUUCAGCCGACCCCGGACCAGAAGGCUAUGAAGCCAGUGAAGACAAGGCUUUCAAGGAGCCCCUCCUAACGGACCCCGAUGAGCCCCCUCCGGUGCCAGUGAUGCUGGCCGAGCCGGCCCCCGCGGCCCCCGUCAGCCUGGACAGCUCCGAGCCGCCGGCGUUCACAGAGUUCCCCGAGCCCGGGCAACAAGGGCACACAGGAAGUGAUCCUCAGCCGGAGAGUCCUCAGGAGGGUCUGAGGGAUCACCUGAAGAAGACUCUGGAGUUCUGUCUCUCCAGGGAGAAUCUGGCCAGUGACAUGUACCUCAUCUCUCAGAUGGACAGCGACCAAUACGUGCCAAUCGUGACGGUGGCCAACCUGGACCACGUCAAGAAGCUCAGCACCGACGUGGAGCUGAUCGUGGACAUUCUGCGAUCGCUGCCAUUGGUCCAAGUGGACGAGAAGGGGGAGAAGGUGCGGCCCAAUCAGAACCGCUGCAUCGUGAUCCUCCGGGAGGUUCCUGAGAGCACGCCUAUAGAGGAAGUCGAGGCUCUUUUUAAAGGAGACCACUUACCCAAGUUCAUCAACUGUGAAUUUGCCUACAACGACAACUGGUUCAUCACCUUCGAAUCCGAAGCAGACGCUCAGCAGGCAUAUCAGUAUCUCCGUGAGGAGGUGAAGACCUUCCAAGGGAAGCCUAUUAAGGCGAGGAUAAAGGCGAAGGCAAUAGCUAUCAACACUUUCAUGCCAAAGAACGGUUACCGGCCGGUGGAGGUGAACCCGUAUGCUCAGCAGCAGCAGGUGCAGCAGCAGCAGCAGCAACAACAACAACAACAGCAGCAGCAGCAGCGCUACACGUCCUACUACAUCCCCCCGGUGUACAGCCCCCAGCAGCAGUUUCCCCUCUACAGCCUCAUCACGCCGCAGGCCUGGUCCACCCCGCACAGCUUCAUCGACCCCACGCUGGUUGCACCAUUUCACAACAGCCAGUUCAUCAAUGGGUUCACCACAUCACACGGGUUCAAACCGACGACGUCUCCGCUCACCGUCAGACACUACUCUCCCCGGAACAGGAAUCACAGUAAACCUCACUUGAGGCCGACCCUCCCGACGGCUGACCGCAGCGCCGGGCUUCUGGACAACCCGGGAUUAUUUCCCAGCUUCCCAAGCGAGCGGCUGAACGGGGUCCGCAGCAGCCCGCCCACACGCCUCCCCGCCAGCCAGCCCAGAACCCGGUUACCCUCCACCACCACCACCUUCCCCCGCCGGGACACCGCCGGCACCGGGAGGGUGACGGAGCCCACGACCCCCGACUACUCCGUGGGUAUCGGGAGAGGAAGGAAAAAGAGGGACGAAAAGUUUACAAGAGUGACGCCUCAGUCGCCGCCUCCCCCUCCCAAACCCCCGUCCCCGAGCUUCGAGCUGGGUCUCUCCAGCUUCCCCCCCCUCCCCGGAGCAGCCGGUCAGCUGAAGACGGCCGACGAAGUGUUCGACAACCGGCUGGCCAGCAGCGUCGUCAUCGGGAACACAAAGGAGCGGAAUGUCAGUGCAGACUCCAGCUCUGCUGCAGUUCUGUCUCCAGCCGGCCCCAAAGAGCCUCUCCGGUCCUCCUCCUCUCCGAUGCCCUCGAGCUUCCAGCCCUCGCCGACGCCCCCGACCCCGACCCCGGCCCCUGCCCCGGCCUCGGCUCAGACCCUGACCCCCGCCGCCGCCGCCGGGCCGCCACUAAGCCCCGCCCCCUCCCUCCCUGCAGCGGAGGUGAAGGUGACGGAGGUGAAAGCGAAGGAGGUGCAGCUCUCCGUGGAGCGAGUCCCCGGCACGCUGUCCACUGCAAGCAAAUCGGUGCAAGUCAACGGUGCUGCCACAGAGUUGAGGAAGCCGUCCUACGCUGAGAUCUGCCAGCGGGCGAAGGACCUGUCGUCGCAGCAGCAGACCCCCAAGGAAGCCAAGCCAGCCUGCGCUGCCCCCGCAGGCGAGGAGAGGAAGUGCCCCGACGCCGCCACCCCUGCAGGGGAGGCCAAAACCAGAGAGACAUACCCCACUUCCUCCUCCUCUUCUUCCUCCAAACCACUCGCCUCGGGCAGACCCCCGAGGGAGGCCCGGAGGCCGGCCGGACGCUGGGCCUCCCCGCCCCCUCACACCGGGAAAACCCCCAGCAGAGAUCCCCACCACACCCCGCCCAAAUCCCCGCAGUAGGGUAGAUCUAAAAAAGGAAAUAUAAGUCAGGGCUACUCGACGCUUAUCUCCCAGAAUCAGCUGUCACACACACGGAUAGGGGACGCCUUCUCUUCUGGAUCAGGGCUUGCAGACGAAACGCACUUUACCGUGCACGUAGAGCACCAUCCUUUUUAUUCUAUUUAUUUGCUUUUUUUAUUUCAGUUUUAUUUCCUUCCUUCUUUUUGUGGUUGUGUCCGCCUAUACCCGGGCACAGACGGCACGGAAACACGUCUUUCAUUCUGUCCAAAAAGGCCUUGUGGGAUUAAAUAUUCAAGUCUUGUGCGCAAAGAAAGCAGCAGGGCAUUGUGGGAAGUUUGCCGCCCCACCCCCCCCCCCCCCUGUGGAUGAUGGGAGAGAGUGAUUAGAGUGAGGGGUUUGUUUGCAUGUGGAGUGGCACUGUUGUGCAACUUUAUGUAGCUUAAUUAUGGGUCAUAAUGAGCAGUUCUUUAUCACAUACUCACAUCCGUAUGCAAGACUUAAAUCACAAGACUUUUUUCCGCCUGAAACUGGAUUUUUUUUGCAGAAAUAUUAACACAAGAUAGUUUUCCUCCAACUUUCUCUGUGAACUAUCGGUACAGUCGCUCGCUGGGUGUCGCACUCUUCCUCGGAUCCUUUUCCUCUGUAAAGAAUCACCUCCAUCUGCUGUGUUUUUACUGUUUGCUAACACUGCUAACUACCUAGCUGUACCGCGUAGCUUGUAUCUAAACGGCCGUGACGUGAUAUCAGUGCUGUUUCUUGUUUUGUUUUUAAGCGUCAGACAAGAAGGGCAUGUGGAUAUCUGCAACCAAGCUUAAAUAUAUGAAUUAGGCAUUGGGGCAAAUUGGCUGAGAGGUGUCUGUCGAACAGAUGUGUGUGUGAAGAUUUAUUCCUGGCAUUGCAUUUUUUUAGGGAAAAACCUGAGCAAGCUUUAUCGACUGCUCCUCUAAGUUCCUAUUUGAAACUGUGGAAUCAGGCACAUACUGUCAAAGGAGAAAGGCAGGGCUGACACAUUUAAAGUCCAGCUGUGAGGAUUAAACAGUUCCGGAGGUGAGGAAACACUUAGGACGAAGGAGAUUGGUUAUUGAUUGAUAAACAUGACAGAAAGUGGGUUUCCUGCUGGAGCAGUGGGAGCCUCCUCGUGUUUUCCUCUAGGUAUGGUGCUAGACGUCGAAUCCUGGAACCUGUUACAGCAGCUCAUCUGAUAUUGUGUGUACAAAAUACUUGAUUUAAAUACAUCGGCAGAACUUUAAUUGCACUGUUUUUUUCCUCAGACCUGCAGGCAAAUGCAUUAUUAUUAUUAUUAUUAUUAUUAUUAGACAAGUGACGAGAAAAAGGGAACGGAUCCUGAACGUCAAGGGAAGAGAAAUCAAACGAACCCCCUUCUUCUCUGUGGACGCCUUGUUUUUGUUUGUGUUGUUGUGCCUUGUGGACGCCUGUUGAACACUGUGGUGAAGGAGGGGCGGUGUCACACGACAUUGAUCUCGCUUUAUAUAGAUGAUCUUUUCAGCUGAAGGAGUUCAUGCAGUGGCUUUGGCUCAUCGGUAAGGAUUUUAAUUGCUUGUAAAAAAUAAGGUAAGCGAGUAGAAUGUUUUGCAUAUAAAGGAAGGUAAAUGAUGAGGUUUCUUUUUGGGGAAUGUAGUUUGCCAGGUUGGAGUGUGAAAGGGAUUUAGUUGGGAGUCCCAUCGGGGGUCGUGUGAGACGGUGUUGAACCAAACUUUAAACAUUUUGGAGAACAGGAAAGAGCAGGUGGGUUUUACAGCAGGGAAACCAGUCGUGUGAAAUGUCAUCCUCGGGAGGGGGGGGGUGGUUUUCUCCUGUCUUCCUCACCGUCGAGUCUUCACCGCUCGUUUGGGUUUCUGUCGGCAUGCUCCCUCGUCUUCUAUUUUCAAGUUUGCAUACUUUUGAUUUAUCCUGAGUUGUCUUCAAAAAAAAAAAAAAAUGUUGGAGGAGAUUAACUGAAGCUCUCCUCACAGCUUCACUCUGGGGGGGGAGUUGGAUUUAAAGCAGAAACGUGAAGAAAAACUCACCUUAAGCUUGCAGGAUGUGCAACCACAUACAUUAAAGCGCAAUGGGACUUAAUGGAGCAGAGUUUAGGAUGGUUUCGAAGCUGGUGGAGUAUUUCUAACCCUCUGCGGAGUGAAGCAGCAAGGAUUCAGAAGUAGGGAGGAAACUUGUGUUGGAUCGAAGCUUUGGUUGGGAGCUCUGUCUACUGUAGCAGCCACUUUGGCAGAAAACCAACCAGGUCUUGGAUGUUUUACUGUAGUCUAAACAUGAAGUUGGCUGGCAAACGAGUGUUGAAUUGACAAACUGCAAUUAUGAGACGUUAAAUGUGUGCUUUUGGAUGGGGUUUCCUCCCUGAUAUUCGCUCGAGUGCUUGAUUUAAUCUCUCCUUAAGUUAUCUCAGAUGCAAAACAACCAUUAAAAGAAAACACUGUACUAUACACGAUAUCUGUUUUUUGGGGGAAACACAAACACCACGCGAGACCUCGCAUGUCUCGCUAAAGUCUUCCUGCAACAAGAAGCAUUCUGGGUAAUCCCACUAAGAGAAAACAGCCCAUCUGAGGAGGGCAACAAAAAAAAAGCCUGCUCAUAGCUGCUUUUGAUUUGGACGUACAGUUCUUGAGUUUGCUAAAAAAAAUAUAUUUUUGGGAUUUUCUUUUUCUGUUUGAAGGACUGAGAGACACUUUGGAUGAGUAGAAUGUUUUAUUUUAUUUUCUCAUCAGUGGAAAUGGUUAAAAAGAGAUGAAAAUGCACCAUAUCCACUUAUUUAUAAACCAAUGCUGUUUAUUCCAUGAGAAAUAUCGUUACGUUUUUGGUUUAGGGAGAAGAAAUAGGGAUGCGUUGAGAUCUCUGUACAAAAAAAGGAAGUGUCCAUCCAGUGUUUGAGAAACUUGAAUUUUAUUUAAACUUGAAAAAUGACUUUGCCUUAACUUUUAUACAAGACAAGCAUAGAGUUUAUUUCUUUUCACACAAAAAAAUCCCCCAAAUGUUAACGAAGCGUGACAUGUGGAACACAUUUAGACGUCACAGGUCUCACUGAGAGAGAGAGAGAGAGAGAGAGAGAGUACAAAUCUAGCAGCGUUUCCCUUUAUUUUUAACCUUUUUUGUUUUGUCAAAUGUACGAAAAAGAGUCUUUGUUUUCUUGUAGGUUGAUUUGUUUUUUUUCGAGGGGGGAAAAACAUAAACCUUGUAAAUGCAAAACUAGUCAAUACUGUAUUAAAUGUGUGCACUUUGAAGUGUGUGCUUUGCUUGUACAGUUGUAAAUACUCAGAAAAAUAUAAGAGGUACCUUAAAAAUGACUAUAAAAAUAUAUUGAUCUCGUUGAACUAUUAAUGUCGCUAUCGAGCUGGAUGUAGGAUAUACACAAAACACCAACGUAAUAUUGUGCUUUUUUAUUUUUAGUUUGGGUGUGCGGAGUUUCAAUUCUGCUCCUCUGCAGGGUGGGCAGCUCGUCUGAUUGUACAUUUUUUUGUUGUCUUUCAUUCCAUUCUUUUUGUAUGACCCCCCCUCCCUCCCUCCCUCCCUGCCUCCUCACUGUGCACUAAUUGGAGAGCCUGUGGUACUGACAGCAUUACUAAUGAACCUUUCAAAGCUGCGUGUCCACCAACAUCCUCUUUAAAAAAAAAAAAGAGCUCUGGCUUCAUUUCCUUUCAGAUGGAAUGUUUUUGUUUUAAGCACAAUAAUCUAGAAGUUUGAUUUACUGAAGAAAGAACAUAAAAAGCACUACAUGUCGGAUUUUAGGCGUCACUGUGCAGCGAAGUAUUCUUGACAUCUUUAGGCUAAGGCUAGUAUUAACAGGAUCGUGACACUAAUACUGAAUAUCUAUGACUAUGACACGCUCAUACAACCGUUUAUAAUCAGACUGCACUGCGUCCACAUGAGGUGGGCAGCAUGACAAUAUCUAUUAAUACAAUAGAGCUGGAGUUCUGCCUCUGCUAACAUUGAUUUUGUGGUUUUUCUGGUCAUAUUCGAAGAUUAAUGAGCAUUAGGGGUUUGCUCAGUGAAGGAGUAGCUACAAAUCGGGGGAAGAAUAAUAGUACAAUCUGGUUCGGAGGGACAAAAGGAUCAAUUACCAUUAGGGCGUGAUGCGUUAGCCAUGACAAAAACAGUUAGCUUAGCUUAGCACAUAGGCAGAAAACAGUUAGCUUAGCUUAGCACAGUAAAUAGACCAAAACUGUUAGCUUAGCACACAUUUCAGGGUGAAUAUUUAGCCUGUCAAAAUCUAACCGAUUCAACUUGUUUACUCAAUACAGAAAAACAGGAACUUACAUUGAGCUUUUUUUCGACAUGUUGAACAGCCAAGACAGAUUUAGAAUUGCUUGUAAGCAGAUUGGACAGAACCAUGCUAGCUGUUGCCAUCUGCGGCCAGUGUUUAUGCUAAGCUAGGCUAACUACAUCCUGACUCAUCUUUCAAAUAUCGGUAUCCACCUCCAAUUGAAAUCUCACAGAGAAAGUAGAUCAACUGUAUAACAACUGUUCUUAAACCCAGAUAAAACGCUAAUCAUUCUAUGGGAGAAAUUGGAGUUUCAUUACCAAAUUUUGGAAUAAUUUGUUGAACUAUAGAAGUUAUAAUUCUUAAAAUGUUUCCAAAAAUGGAUUAAAAUCGGUAACUUUUGGCAUAAUUAGACCAGACUUUGUAUGCAUUAUUAGCUGAGAGUCAUGGGAGGUGUAGUUGUUGUAGGCUAGUGAAUUUUAAGUUUAAAUUGGCCGUUAAAAUGUACAGUUGAAGUCUUCGGAAGUUGGACUAACCCAGGUUUACAGAAGAUGGGUGGAGUCAAAGUGAUGUAGCUAUGCUUUAUAGUUUUUGAAUCAGAUUGAGUCGCAAACACAACUCAGAUUCGGGGAAAUUGUUUGUGUGUCUUUACCGAUUAAGUCUUUUUUGCUAACAAACUAAAUACCUAAUGUUGGUUCUGGUUGGUUUUCUCGGAUAGCUGUUGCUUGUUUCUCUUAGAAUAUGGACCGAAACUUGUGUUAGCUUUGCAGACUGAUAAGAGGAAAACACUCCUUGACAAAAUCUGAAAGUUGUAGAAGUAAAACUGGAAGAUUAGGGCAGAACUUUUUUGCUAAAUCUAAGACGCUUCGGAGCUGGUUUAACGUUGGCUCGAGCUGCACCUCUAGCCACCUUUCUUUGUUUUUUUAAAGAGCGAUGCCUGAUGGACACGUCCCAGUUUUGUCUUCUGAUUUAAUUCACACGCUUCGAUGCGACAUGAUGUAAUGAACGAUAUCAAAAUGAAGCACACUUCAAGCACAUUUCUUUAGCUUGUAAAACGCUCGAGGUGGGAGCUUCCCGCCAAACGUGACGACAAACAUUUGGACCUGUGGAUUGUACAUUUAUGGUGACUCAUUUCAGAAAGACACUUAUUUUGGGAAAAUAAAGUGAAAUGUUGGAAGACUUUUUUUUUUGCCGUCACGUCAGGGAUGGCUCAAGUUCCCGCCCGAGCGUCGACGGACGACAACAUCCAGAAAGUCGUUGAAGUGUUUUUUUCCUUUAUCUGUUUCCUGUUCCUCAGCUUCCUCUCCUGAGAAAUAAAUGUACAAAUAAUGUUCUGUUUUUGUUUUACGGGGGCGAGUUGGAGAGCUCGACUGGAAUCACAGUUUUGUUUUUACACAGACCGACGUCUGAUCGCAUACAGAUUGAGGUGUCUGUUUAGAAACCAUUUGACCACAUGUGGACUGCAUUUUGUGGCAAAGAAAAACCAAUAACUGUGCCAUUAUUCAACUGUUGUUUCUUUUGUCUGGGCAGUUUAACCUGUACAUAGCUGAGCGCUUGCCAUCUUUGGCUUUUUUUUAGUUUUUAGUUUUGUUCGUUCCUGAAAGUCCAUCAAAGACUUCUCACAUCUGGAGAAAUGUGACACCGCUGACUGUAGGAGCAGAUUCCCGUUGUAUACCUCGGAACUUUUUUGAGACGUAAAAUCACAGGUUUUACAAACUGGGAACUGUGAAUGUGUGCAUGUGUGGAAUAAAUAAAUGUACCCACAGAAAGACCCAGACCCAUGCAAAGGUGACUCUUGGUUGUACCCAAAGGGAUGUCCACGAGUUCUGCACGAUCUCCCGUUUCACCGGCAUUAAAACAAACGCUCCUGGUGGCGGCGUUUCGAGGAUUUCCUUUCCUCUUGUGGACUUCUUCUCGGAGCCUCAUAUCAUUUCUCCUCCUUCCUUCCUGUUUGUCCGUUUUUUUGACAGUGCCAUUUGUUUUUGUUUCCUCAAGGGUUGCAUCUCAAAUAUAAUAUCUCGUAAUGCGCACCAUCGAGUGGUCUGUCUUUAUCAACUCACUGUGGUUUAACUCAUUAACACCAUGCUAACGGCUGCGGGACAAUCGAUGAUUUUGGACGAAUAAUUCUUUGCCUAACGACACCUUAAACAGACAUGGAAACGGAGGUUGUGUUCAAGAGGGCUUCUUCAUUUUUCUUCUGUUGAAUUUCUUUGAUUUUUUUGUUAUAUUUUUUGGGGUCUUUUCUUCCAUCGAGACUGGAAUCAAGCGUACAUGUCAGCUAUAGAUAAUUUAAGUUACUCUGUGUCAUGAUGUAAAACUGUCUAAUUUGGAGAAAAAAAUGUAGCUUACUGAAAAAUAAAGAUUUAGGCACUGUU